Messenger RNA from Limulus polyphemus (Atlantic horseshoe crab), 1098 nucleotides. Its product is annotated as innexin shaking-B-like. Lineage: Eukaryota; Metazoa; Arthropoda; Merostomata; Xiphosura; Limulidae. Gene Ontology annotation, cellular component: plasma membrane; gap junction. Gene Ontology annotation, molecular function: gap junction channel activity. The record is from RefSeq and is a predicted model, not a curated record. The coding region runs from base 1 to 1098 and encodes 365 amino acids. The transcript has a single exon.
AUGAUAUAUUUGUUUCAAGCUUUCAAAGGCCUGGUCAAAGUACGACCCGUAUCCAUCGACAACACCGUAUUUCGCUUACACUGGUUGUUUACCACAGUUUUUCUACUGGCUUUCAGUAUACUUGUUACCACUAGUCAGUAUGUAGGGAAUCCUAUCCACUGUAUGCCGAUAGGUGGCGUUCCUGAUGAUCUGCUUGAGUCAUUUUGCUGGAUUCAUUCAACUUUUUCUGUCUCGAAAGCCUUUAAUCUUCCCGUAUCACAAGAAAUCCCUUAUCCAGGCGUCUCCAACUCCAAUGGAGUUUCUGAGAGGAACUACCAUUCUUAUUAUCAAUGGGUAGGAUUUGUGUUAUUCCUUCAAGCCUUACUCUUCUACACGCCCUAUUACCUAUGGAAGAUUUGGGAGGGAAGGUUACUGGUAACAAUAUGUAACAUAAUACAGAUUGUUAUUGUUUCGGACGAAGAGCUUCGUAAGAAAACAGCGGACCUAACACAUUAUAUUUUGAAACAUAGAGGGCACCACAAGUACUAUGCUUUCAAGUAUUUUUUAUGCGAACUGUUGUGCCUGAUGAACGUCAUUGGUCAGUUUUACCUUCUCGACCUGUUCCUCGAUGGACGGUUCUUUACUUACGGAUUUGAACUCAUGCAGUUUUCACAACGAGACCAGAAAGACGUAGUAGAUCCCAUGACUUCUGCUUUUCCAAGAAUGACAAAAUGUGAAUUUCACGUCUACGGUAGUUCCGGCGAUGUUAGAAAACAUAACAGUCUUUGUUUGCUCCCGCAAAAUAUUGUGAAUGAAAAGAUCUACAUCUUCAUGUGGUUUUGGUUUGUUAUCCUAACCACUUCGACCAUUCUUGUUCUUUGCAGUCGGCUUGGUGUAAUUUGCGUUUUUAAAGUGAGGCUGUACUUUCUGCGCAGUAGAUUCAGGUUUACCGAGGAAGAGCAACUGCGCAUCAUUAGCCAAAACGUUGAUAUUGGUGACUGGUUCUUGCUGUACAUGCUCGGACAGAAUGUUGACCAGCUUAUCCUUCGUGAAACUGUCGAAGAAUUGGUUAAAGUAUUAGAGACACGCAAUAAAGCCAGCCUCCCAAAUGUUGUUUAA